Harmonia axyridis is the source of this 961-nucleotide messenger RNA. RefSeq lists its product as uncharacterized. NCBI's taxonomy places the organism in Eukaryota, Metazoa, Arthropoda, Insecta, Coleoptera, Coccinellidae. The record is from RefSeq and is a predicted model, not a curated record. The transcript is spliced from 3 exons. Bases 77 to 598 code for a protein of 173 amino acids.
UUUAUGUUUUAACAGAUGCUGAACUUCAUUAGUAGUCAAACCUGUGUGUACGUCUUGAGUACUGUAACGGGGCAUAAUGCAAUUGUUAAAAUCGUUAUUUUGGUUGUUCGUGGUGUUACAGGUGAAUCUUCUUGUCACGAACUAUCCCAGCGGGGUUGAAGCACAAGAGCCAGCGUUUGAACUUCCUGUUGAACUGGUUGGAUUCCCUUUCAUUAUAUUAGCCGUCAGAAUUUCCAAUUUUGUUAAGAAGUUGGCCUAUACUGUGAAUCCCAAAACUUACGUUGGACGAACGAAAAGAGAGGCCAUCGCCUACGACGACAUGAUCGAUAUGAUUGAGGCAGAAAAACGUCUAGUUUCCGAGCUUGGAGAGAACGUUUGUAUUUACACGAAAGUGUGUUUAUAUCACGCCGAGAAGACAAGAAAAACAAAAGGCAACGGGGAAUUGGUCAUUGAUUGGGACGAAAUUUUCAGGAACUACAAGUCUUCGAAGGAACACCACAAGGAAUUCUACCUUUUGAGCGUCUUUUUGGGAGAUUUCAUUGCCUCCCCGAAAUUUUGUAAUCAACUAGCAAAAAGAGGACGUGCUUGUACUGAUUGAUAGCCAAUAAUGAAGAAACUUCUCCCUUAGUGUCCUUUUAUAAUGGUGUUACAAGCGUGUGAUAACGCAUUGGACUUUCAAGAGUCAUUUAUCUGUUUUAAUACCAAAUCUAAUCUAUUCAAUUCUUGUUAAUUCUUUCAUGCAACAAAUAUUUCGGAAAUUUUUUUAAUAUUUUUUCCUGUAUCUCCGUCAAUUUGUGACUGAUCAUGAACAAAGCCAUUUAAUAUCUGAAUUAUUGUGUGAGAAAGCCAAGUGUCGUAUUGUACAUAUUCAUCAUUCUACUUUUCUCACCGAUGUCUAAUUUAUUUAGAUUAGGUGAAGGUGUACAAAAUAGUUUUAUUGAGAAUAAAUUAUUAUAUUACA